CAAGAUGCCAUAACCAUAGAAUUAGGGAGACAAAAAUAGUACAUAAAAGCAUCACAGGAGAGAAGAAGAAGAAGAAGAAGAAGAAAGAAGAAAGAAGAAAGAAGAAAAGCAGUUGUUUUUUUGUUUCUUUUGAUGUUCAACUUGGGAACAAUGGUAGGCCACUGGGGUUGGGGUGUGAUGGAAGAUGAAGUUUGGAGGAAAGGGCCAUGGACUGCUGAGGAAGACAAAUUGCUCACAGAAUAUGUCAGAAUAUAUGGUGAAGGAAGAUGGAACUCUGUGGCUAGGCUUGCAGGUUUGAAGAGAAAUGGGAAGAGUUGCAGACUGAGAUGGGUGAAUUAUCUGAGGCCUGAUUUGAAGAGAGGCCAAAUAACCCCACAUGAAGAGACUAUAAUUCUUCAGCUUCAUGCUAGGUGGGGCAACAGGUGGUCGACGAUUGCUCGAAGCCUGCCGGGGCGAACGGACAACGAAAUAAAGAACUACUGGAGGACCCAUUUCAAGAAAAAGGCAAAAGACCCUUGUGAUGUCAAUGGAAAGGCCAAAAGUCGGCUGCUCAGAAGGCAGCAAUUUCAUCAGCAACAACUGCAGCAGCAGCAGCAGUUUAAUGCACUGGAAACGAGCAAAUUCAAGGCUGUGUUGGAAGAACAUGACAACAACAAAGAAGCAUCAACUUCAUCCUCUGCCUCAGAGGCAGAGAUAAUGAAGCCAGAACUCACGAAUUUCCACUCCCAAGCAAGUGAUCAGUAUGAAGAGAGCCUGGUCUCAGAGCUCAACAGCCAUGGAUUUCUGCUGCCAGAGGUGUUGAGUGAUGGCUUCCUCUGGGAUGGGCUGUGGAGCUUGGAAGAUGUCUAUGGCAAUGGCCAAGCUCGUGGAACAAGAGUGAGCAUGAGCAAUCUGGUUGCUCCCUUUUGGUAGAACUUUUUCUUUUGUUUUCUUCUUCUGAGUUGGUUUUGAAUUUUACAAGAAGAGGAUUUUGAGCCAGAGCUUUGAAAACCAUGGCUUUGGAGUUCAAUAAUGAAAUGGAGAAUGAUGGAAGUUUGAAAAGUUGAUGUUCUUUAUCGAACAAGUCGAGUCAUCAUUAUUGACUGUUGUGUUUUUGGAUGAUCAAGUUUUUAAUGCUUGAAUCUGUAGCCUUCAAUUACAACACAAGAAAUAAUAAUAUGAUUAUUGAUUA
Molecule: messenger RNA, 1171 nt
Organism: Momordica charantia (bitter melon)
Lineage: Eukaryota; Viridiplantae; Streptophyta; Magnoliopsida; Cucurbitales; Cucurbitaceae
Biological process (GO): regulation of DNA-templated transcription
Cellular component (GO): nucleus
Molecular function (GO): DNA-binding transcription factor activity; sequence-specific DNA binding
Source: RefSeq, a predicted model, not a curated record